Jaculus jaculus (lesser Egyptian jerboa) is the source of this 487-nucleotide messenger RNA. Its product is annotated as 40S ribosomal protein S28-like. The record is from RefSeq and is a predicted model, not a curated record. The coding region runs from base 197 to 400 and encodes 67 amino acids. Gene Ontology annotation, cellular component: ribosome; cytosolic small ribosomal subunit. The transcript has a single exon. Lineage: Eukaryota; Metazoa; Chordata; Mammalia; Rodentia; Dipodidae. Gene Ontology annotation, molecular function: structural constituent of ribosome. Gene Ontology annotation, biological process: ribosomal small subunit assembly; translation; maturation of SSU-rRNA.
UUCCCCAGAACUCAUGUAAGCCAGAUGCACAUGGUGGUACAUGCAUCUGGAGUUACUUGCAAUGGUUGGAAGCCCUGGCAUACCCAUGCUGUCUUCUCGCUCUCUGUUCUCCUUAUUCUUGCUCUCAUAAAUAUAAAUAAAGAUCAAAAGCAUGAAUUAAACGUUCUGGCCAACUGCCAUCCAUCAUACCACCAUCAUGUAUACAAGUUAUGUGCAGCCCAUCAAGCUCUUUAGGGCUGCCAAAGUGCUGGGCAGGACCGGUUCGCAGGGACAGUGCACUCAGGUGUGUGUGGAAUUUAUGGACGACACAAGCCGCUCCAUCAUCUGCUAUGUAAAAGGCCCUUUGUGCAAAGAAGAUGUGCUCACCCUCUUGGAGUCAGAGAGAGAGGCACAGAGAUAGCACUGAACUUGUUGUAGCCUGGAUCUACCAUUUGGCCCUCAAGAUGGCCUGUGACUGUUAAAUAAAGCAUUAACUGAUAAAAGAAAA